AUGGCAGAAGGAACUCGAUUGCGAACUCAAUUUUAUAAAGUUUUGAAGAAUAAAGAAUGCUCGAAGAUGUUUCGAAAACAUGAAUUUGGCCAAAAUCUUAAAUAUGCAUUAGUAGAACAAUUCCCUAUAAAUAUUCAAAUAAUGGAAGGUAGUAAUGAUUCCAAUGAUGAGAACGUGGCCUAUACUAUUAUAAUCUCUGGUUCUCAAAUGUUGCAAAUCGAGUUUUUGCUUUGCAUUCAUCAAAAUACAUUGAAACAAUUAGAAGAACAACAUGAAGAUGUAAGAAUAUUUGAGUGCAUUAAAGAUGGAUAUUUUAUUAGUCCGAAGAAGUUUCAUGACAGCAUUAAAGAGUUGCUACAAAAUCUUGCUGCCAAUUGUCAACGAACACAAUUUACUAUCAAAGAGAUUUGCUUUAGUUCCGUAGCUGCAGCUGAAGAACAACAGCUCAUUGAGGUAGCCUUAGCUCACAAUUGUCUUGUACAAACGAAAAUUGACUCAACGAAUACAAGUUAUACAUUUCCAGUUUCAUGCUUAAGUAAAGAGAAUGCAGAAGUUGUUCCGGCUGCUAUGUCGAUUGAUAUUCGAAUUGGUGAUCUUGCCACACAAACAGUCGACAUAGUUGUUGUUUGUUCAACGUCACAGCAUCUUAUGAAUGAUAUCUGUAAAAAGGCUGGCAAGGCUGUAGCAGACGAAGUGAAUGCAGCUACUCAAACCGGCAAAAUUAUGAGUGAAGGUUAUGAAACAGUAGGUGGAAAUUUAUUUUGUCAGAAGCUCUUUUUUCUACCUUGGACAACGCAAAAACUCGAUGAUAUAACUUUACGUCGAUCAAUACAAAAAUUUUUUCAAACUGCUAUUCAUCAUACAGUAAAUACAGGAAGAACUUCUCUAGCAUUUCCAGCUCUUGGUUGUGGCGAAUUGAAUUACGAUCCUUCUACGAUAGCUGAAAUAAUACUUGAUGAAACUCAGAUAUAUGCAAAUUAUAAUCUACAAAUAUUGAUUGUACUUCUUCCGGAGAAGACUGAAAAUUAUAAAGCAUUUUGUUUCAAAUUAGCUGAAUUACGACAAAAAAAAUCAGUCAAUAAUCCGACAAAUUUCAUAUAUCCGCACUCAAUCGUUCAAAUGACAUUAACAGGAUUAGAACAAGACAUAAAAGAAUCUUGGAAACUUAUCCAAAACCACGUCAAUAAAUGUGUUCUCACAGUAGAAUGUGAUGAAUUUCCAUUCUAUACUUGGAAUCAGAAAACGAUUGAUUCUUUCUAUAAAUUUUGUUUGGAAAGACAAAUUCUACCUGAAGUUAAUCGAUUAAAUGACAAAUUAAAACUUUUAGGACCUAAAGAAGAAGUCAAGGAAGCACAAAUAGAAUUUUAUCGAUUGAAAAGUGUUAAAGCUGAAGAAGCACGCAUUGCAUCUUAUGCUCGAGUUGCCGUCUGGUUAUUGGAAAUAGAAAAUAAUACUUUUGAAAAAUAUUCACUGAAAUUAAAUGCAUUGUUUGAAACGGCACUCGAGCUUAACAACGAAGUGUUUGCAGGAGUUGCAUACGGAGUUGGUGUAUAUUUUUCAACCAAUGCUUCAUACAGUCAUGACUACACCUCUGUGAGUCCAACGACUCAUCGACGUUGUAUGUUUUUGGCAAAAGUACUUGUCGGUAAAGCUGCACCAGGCAACAAAAACAUGAGAAUUCCACCAGCUGGUUAUGAUUCGACAACAGAUAACAAUCAUAUCUUUGUGACUUACCAUGAUGAUCAAGCAUAUGCUGCAUAUCUCAUCACAUACAAAAGUCCUGGUAAUUGA
Rotaria sp. Silwood2 is the source of this 1791-nucleotide messenger RNA. The record is from the annotation of a GenBank genome assembly. NCBI's taxonomy places the organism in Eukaryota, Metazoa, Rotifera, Eurotatoria, Philodinida, Philodinidae.